Molecule: messenger RNA, 2988 nt
Organism: Lates calcarifer (barramundi perch)
Lineage: Eukaryota; Metazoa; Chordata; Actinopteri; Centropomidae
Gene: slc44a2
Product: solute carrier family 44 member 2
Exons: 22
Coding region: 151-2316 (721 amino acids)
Biological process (GO): transmembrane transport; choline transport
Cellular component (GO): membrane
Molecular function (GO): choline transmembrane transporter activity
Source: RefSeq, a predicted model, not a curated record
GAUGGUCUCUCUCUCCCUCUCUCUCUCUCGCUCACUGACUGUAGCCGGAGCGGUCGGCCACUGUUAUUGAUGUUUCUUUCCUCGACAUUUCCAUGGUAACUGUCCUGUCUAAGGUCUGAUCAGCAGCGAGGAGCCGAGCAGUGUGAGAGAAUGGAGCUGGAGGAAAAAAACCCGGACCCGAAAUACGGAGAGUCCAGGAAGUUUGAUCCAAACUUCAAAGGACCAAUCCACAACAGGGGCUGCACAGACAUCCUCUGCUGUAUCCUCUUCAUCUUGGCCUUGUUGGGGUACUUUGCUGUGGGUAUCCUCGCCUGGUCUCAGGGUGACCCCCGGAAAGUGAUCUAUCCCACAGACAGCAGGGGGCAGUUCUGUGGACAAGCUGGAACACCUCUGGAGAAGAAGCCUCUCCUGUUCUACUUCAACAUAUUGAAAUGUGCCAGUCCUCUGGUGCUGCUGGAGUUUCAGUGUCCCACCACACAGUUAUGUGUGGAACGCUGUCCUGACCGGCAUCUUACCUUGGUGAAAGCUAAGUUAGGCAGCAAAGAUGACCGUGAAUACUACCAACAAUACUGCAAGCCAGGAGUGGACUUCACCAAACAAAGUCCUCCUGAGAUCCUGAGGGAUGGCUUGUGUCCUGCCAUGCUGAUGCCCAGUAAAGCCUUAAACACUGAUCAUCUCCUCCCUCCACAGUCACAUCGUCGCUGCCUUCCUGCCUUGGGAACGAUGAAAGGAGGGGUGGUGGUGGUGGGCAACGAAACCACUUUUGAUGCCGGACAGGGUGUAAAUAUCAAUGCCACCGAGGUGCUGGAGGCAUCAAAGAAGUCAAACAUGGUUGUUGAAGCUCGCCAGGUGGCCAUGAGAAUUUUUGAAGACUACACUCAGUCUUGGCAUUGGAUAUUGCUUGCUCUGGUGAUAGCCAUGAUCGUCAGCUUGAUUUUCAUCGUCCUGCUGCGGUUCUUGGCUGGUGUCAUGGUCUGGGUCAUGAUUGUGUUGGUUAUUCUAGUCAUUGGAUAUGGAAUUUUCCACUGUUACAUGGAAUAUGCCAGUCUGAAGGGAGAGCCUGGCGCUGACGUCACCAUCCGUGACCUGGGCCUGCAGACCGACUUCUCUGUCUACCUGCAGAUCAGACAGACUUGGCUGGCCUUCAUGAUCAUCCUGGCUAUUGUGGAAUUCAUCAUCAUCUUGCUACUCAUCUUCCUCAGGAAGAGAAUCCUAAUUGCCAUCGCUCUCAUCAAAGAGGCCAGCAGAGCCGUUGGUCAUGUGAUGUCGUCUCUAUUCUACCCACUGCUGACCUUUGCCCUGCUGUCUGUGGUGAUUGCCUACUGGGCCAUCACUGCUGUUUUCUUGUCCACCUCAAAUGAGCAGGUGUACAAAGUGUUCAACACGUCUGAGUGUGAGUACUCACGAGAGACCUGCGACCCCAAGACAUUCAACACCUCCAAUGCCUCAGCUCAGUGUCCAGAUGCAGAGUGCCUGUUUGCCUUCUAUGGUGGUGAGACCCUCUACCACAAAUACCUCAUCCUUUUCCAGUUCUACAACGUCUUCUUGUUCUUCUGGUGCGCCAACUUUGUGACUGCCCUGGGUCAGGUCACUCUGUCGGGGGCCUUCGCCUCAUAUUACUGGGCCUUCAAGAAGCCCGAUGAUAUUCCUGCCUUCCCCAUCUUCUCCUCGCUGGGACGCGCUCUCAGGUACCACACAGGCUCCCUGGCUUUUGGCUCUCUGAUCCUUUCUGUGGUUCAGGUCAUCAGGGUCAUUCUGGAGUAUCUGGAUCACAAGUUGAAAGGUGCUCAGAACAAAUUUGCUAAAUUCCUGCUAAGCUGCUUGAAGUGCUGCUUCUGGUGUCUGGAGAAGUGUAUCAAAUUCCUUAACAGAAACGCCUAUAUCAUGAUUGCCAUCUAUGGAAAAAGUUUCUGUACCUCGGCUCGAGAUGCUUUUUUCCUCCUCAUGAGGAACAUCAUCAGGGUGGCUGUUUUAGACAAAGUGACUGACUUCCUGCUGUUUCUGGGGAAACUCCUCAUUGUUGGCAUUGUUGGGAUAUUCUCUUUCUUCUUCUUCUCUGGAAGGAUCAAAGCAGUAGAGGAUGCUGCUCCUUCUCUGAACUACUAUUGGGUGCCAAUACUGACAGUGGUAGUGGGAUCCUACCUCAUCGCCCAUGGUUUCUUCAGCGUGUACGCCAUGUGUGUGGACACACUCUUCCUCUGCUUCUUGGAGGACUUAGAGCGCAAUGAUGGAUCAGCAGAGAGGCCGUAUUACAUGUCGCAGAACCUGCUCACCCUCCUGAAGAAGUCCAAUGAAGAAGCCAAAUCUGUAGAUUAAAUCACAGCUUUGUGUGUGUGUGUGUGUGUGUGUGUGUGUGUGUGUGUGUGUGCGCGCGCGCGCACACGGGCAGGCUUGUGUGGGUGGUGUUCUUAAAUGAAAUGCAGAACGGGGGAAUUACAAUGCCAUUUCCUGUGCCACACUAUGAAGGUAGAGAAUUUUUGUGUCUUACUGUCAAAUGAGAUUCAUGCCUGUAUGAUAUUGAUCCUUUGGUAUUUUGUUACCAAUUUCUCUCUGUAUUUAUUUUAUUACAGAAGGAAUUUGGGAGUUUGAGUUACAGAUGAUAACUGUAGUUAAUUUAAGCAAAAAUGCUUUUCUUUUUCAUCAUACAUUUCUGUUGUGUGUAGUCUGUUAUGCAUUUCAUGUGGAAGCUUUGUGGGGUCCAGUUUCAGUGAGACCUCCAGCAUAUGGGAGUUGUUGGAAAUUAACUCACCAAAGUAAAGUUGCUUAACUGCAGGAAAUUAAAUGCUUAAUAUGAUUCUUAAAGCCUUAAGAGAUUACAAGUGGUUUAACUUGAACUUAUUGUUAUUAUUUUAAAAAGCUUGUGUUCUUUUUUCAUACUCUCCACUGAAUAUAAAACAUAUCCAUGAUUUGUGUGCAAAUUAUAAGUUUGUAAAUGUUGUACAUCGUUUCACAUUUUGUUGUAAACUAAUAAAGGUUUGUGUUGCCAUA